AGGGAGAGAGAGGAGGGGGGGUGGAGGGAAAACACUAAAGGGGGUAGCUAUGGAGAUAGAACGUUUUCCUGGCUGCUUUCUUUGACAGGUGUUGAGUGGAGUAAAAGUCUUAAAACAGAAUCCAGCAUGUACGCCAAAGGUAAAGGAGCUGUCGUCCCUUCCGAUAGUCAAGCGAGAGAAAAGUUAGCUUUAUAUGUGUAUGAGUAUUUGCUACACAUUGGCGCACAGAAAUCGGCACAGACCUUCCUUUCAGAGAUCCGAUGGGAGAAGAAUAUCACAUUAGGAGAGCCUCCUGGAUUCCUGCACUCAUGGUGGUGUGUAUUCUGGGAUCUGUACUGUGCAGCUCCAGAUAGACGGGAGACAUGUGAACAUUCCAGCGAGGCCAAGGCUUUCCACGACUAUAGUGCAGCAGCAGCUCCCAGUCCUGUGAUGGGCAACAUGCCGCCCAACGAUGGCAUGCCAGGUGGACCCAUGCCUCCCGGCUUCUUUCAAGGCCCACCUGGAUCACAACCAUCCCCACAUGCACAGCCCCCUCCACACAAUCCCAACAACCCCAUGAUGGGUCCACACGGCCAGCCUUUUAUGUCUCCACGAUACCCAGGUGGACCCCGCCCAUCACUCCGCAUGCCAAAUCAGCCACCUGUUGGAGUCCCAGGGUCACAGCCACUCCUGCCAAACAGUUUGGACCCCACCAGACCGCAAGGACAUCCAAACAUGGGCGGCCCUAUGAGGAUGAACCCACCCAGAGGAAUGGGAGGCAUGGGCCCACAGAACUACGGUGGAGGAAUGAGGCCUCCUCCGAACUCUCUCGGUGGACCUGGAAUGCCUGGCAUGAACAUGGGUCCGGGAGGUCGAGGGCCUUGGCCUAACCCUAAUGCAAACUCGAUAGCGUACUCGUCCUCAUCACCAGGAAACUAUGUGGGGCCUCCAGGAGGUGGUGGACCCCCAGGAACCCCCAUCAUGCCAAGCCCAGGAGACUCAACGAAUUCCAGUGAAAACAUCUACACAAUGAUGAAUCCAAUCGGCCCUGGUGGCAACAGACCGAAUUUCCCAAUGGGGCCGGGGCCCGAUGGUCCAAUGGGUGGAAUGGGAUCGAUGGAGCCACACCAUAUGAACGGGUCUUUAGGCUCGGGUGAUAUGGAUGGGUUGCCAAAGAACUCUCCGAACAACAUGGCAGGUAUGAACAACCCCCCAGGGACUCCGCGGGACGACGGGGAAAUGGCAGGCAACUUCUUAAACCCAUUCCAAAAUGAAAGUUAUUCACCCAACAUGACGAUGAGUGUGUGAUUUCUUUUUUUUAUUUUAUGUUUUUAUUUUAUUUUAUUUUUUUAACCCCUCCCCAAACCCCUCCUUCCCGUUCUAACCCUCUCUGCUGCGUAUGGCAUGCUUAUUUGCUCAAUCUCUACUCCCAUCACCCUCCCCAACACCCUCCAACACUCUGGGCUGGUGUGGUGGCGCCCUCUAGCCGGUCGGUAUGGCCGCAGAGCUUAGGACUCAUGCUAGAACCAGCCGCCAGAAGCUGGUGCGGUGAGGUCGAAUGGACGGAUGCAGGCUUCGGACUCACCUUGCCUCUCGGACUUCAUCACUGGUUCAGGACAAUAAGGGCCCCCGAUGGAACCACCAUGCGUGUGUGUGUUUGUAUGUGUGUAUGUGGGACUGUGCCAGGAAGACUUUUCAUUACAAAUUAAGACUGGUGGCUUUAUUUCAGUCCUGUUUUAUUAUUAUUAUUUUUUUUCAUCUUUUUUAUCGCAAUUAGACACUUGAGGCUAGUGGCAGUCCAAAGUUUGAUUGCUGUGUACAUUUUAAAACGGAAAAAGCUAAACUGGUGAUAUGCUGGGGGCAGGAAUGGUGUCAUUAUAUUUGUAUAUUAUUGAUAAUAUUAUUGGUAUAAUUUUCAUAAUUGAUAAUGCUAUGAUGAUGAUGUACUCAUAAUUUUAUGGAUUCUCCUGUAAAGGGCACAUUUGUAUUUCAACAACAUCGAUGACAUUAUAAGCACACAUUCAGAAAUGCACAAUGACACUUCUGUUUACAUGAUUUUAGGGAUUUGUUUGUCUCUUUGUUUUAAUUGUUUUGUCAAAUGUCUAUUUGCAUAAACCUCUUCCUUUGUUCUGCAUUGAACUGAUGUCAUCACUACCAGAGUACCGUGCUGAGAUGUACAACUUCAAUUUUGUCUGUCAACGAAGUGGCUUCUUAUACGAUUACAAUCACUGUUAUAAUAGAUCUGUUUGGCACUGUAAUAGUUGACCCAAAAAUGACCAUUGUUAUUUACUCAUCUUCAUGCCAUUCCAAACCCAUAUGGUUUGGAAUGACAAUGAUAGAAUUGUCAUUUUUGGGUGAACUAUUCCUUUAAAUAAUUGGAGCAUAUUUUUCAUUUUUUUUCCCAAAAUCUAGGAAGUCCUGCUCAUAAUACAUACUGUAAUCUUUUGAUACGUAAUCCUCAUUUGGGCCUUAGCGUGUAGCGUUCAAGGGUUACAUUGCAUUAACUACCAUUGGUCCAUUUCAGCAUAGCAUGUUGCUCCAUUCUUGCCUUGGUCACAAAUGGUCAAUAACUAUAACGUAAUGAAUACAUUUUACCAUUCAUUCUAGAUAAUUUACUGCCUAUAGUUGCAAGAUAUCAUUUGUGGUCAUUGUGAUUUUUGCCACUAUGUGUUUGCCACCAUGUUGUUUUGCAAGUCUUUUAGAAUAUUACCCAUGUGUUUGUAAAAGUAGUUGGAAUAAGCAGACUGCUCUUACAAACACAAGAUUCCUUGUGCUCUAUAGUCCCAUGUCUGUAAAUAUAACUUUUUGGUCAUGGACCUUAUUGGUAUUUUCAAUACACUACUUGUCUGUGAAGCUCAUCUGUUGUCCCAUGUCUUUCUUCAAAUGAGGUUGUGUUCAGCAGCCAAAUGAGACAGUGAGACAGUUUGCAGUCUCCAUUUACUGUGCAAUAUGAUGGUUUUGAUAACAUGUCAAAUGUUAUAGAGGGUGAAUCUCACAAAAAAAAAAAAAAAUGUCCGGGUCACAUUUUACCGCAAAAUCGAAAAGAAAUGUAUAUUUCUCAAGUCUGUUUUCAGACCAUUAAAAGAAUAUUCUGGGUUCAAUACAAGUUAAACUCAAUUGACAGCAUUUGUGGCAUAAUGCUGAUUACCACAAAAACUAAUUUUGACUUGCACCUCUUUUUUUUUUUUUUUUUUAAAGCAAAAUCUGGGCUGCAUUGAGGCACUUACAGUGGGAGUGAAUGGGGGCCAAUCCAUAAACAUUAAAAUACUUCACUAUUUCAAAAGUAUAGCCACAAAAUGUAAACAAUAUGCGUAUUAACGUGAUUUUAACUCCGCAGCAUUGCCAGAAAACCCGCCCUUAAAUCGCCGCUGUACCAACGUCACACAACCCGUCCAUUUCACAAGCAAGAGGGAAGCUCAAGCUGAGGUAUCAUGUUAUCUAGUUAUCUAGAAUAUCGAGUUUUUAUUGAAUGUAAACAGCGAGAUAAGUUAGCUUUGGCAACUCACCGAAAUGCUAAUGUAACUUUGAUUUUUGCGCUUUUUUUUUAAAGAAAAGGAGAGACUAGUAGAAAUUAAUUUUUGAACCUAGAAUAUUCCUUUUAAGAACUUUUUUUGUUGUUGCUUUGUGACUAUUAGAUUUUCAUUUCUGAAAUACAGUAAUAUUUUAUUGUUUUGUAUUAGAGUAAAACAUUACUGUAAUGCAGUUUUCACAAUUAAAUGGCUUUUUAACAAAUUCUACAAUGAUGUGUAAAUACUUUUCGAUUUAAAUAAUAUGUAAUUGUGUUAUUUGCAUUAUGGUAAAAAUAAUUGGGUGGGGCAAUGUGCUUAAUCGUCACGAAAAUACUGUCACAUUGCAAAACAAAUCUUAGUGGUCUUAAAAUAGGCUUCAUUUUCUUUAAGCUUAAUGCUAUUUCUUAUUCUUUUGAUUUUGAGGUAAAAUAUGACCUGGAUUUGUUCUUGGUGUGUUAAUGAGAUUCAUAUUGACUGGAAUUCCAAGAUCUACAAAUCUCAUUCAAAGAUUUGUAACCUCAUUUAAACAACCAUUUCAUACCUACACUUACUUUCAUCGCAGGAUAUAAAGUUUCAAUGUGUACCAGUUAAAAUACUGUAGUCCAUUGACUGUAUUAAAUGUAUACUGGAUGUUUUGGAAAACAUUCUGAGCCAAAACAUAGGAAAGAACCAGGAUCUGUCUUCUGUCAAUCUUUGGAGAGUUUUGGAGUGAUAUUCACCGCUAUCUUCAGUUUGACUGGUACUCAGCCCCUCCCCUCACCCUUUAACCUGUCCACAACCUUUACAGAUCCCUCACCCACCUUUUGAUUUACUGUAAAUAAUGUAAAAUGCAUUUUGAUAUCAUUGACAUGUUUUGAUAUGUCAGUCACAACCAAUGAGUACAGCUGAAAAUAAGUUAUAAAGUAUCAGUUUGUGUUUUUGUAUUUUAAAGAGAUGCUUUUGCUGUAGAAAUGCAGAUUUGCAGAUUGAUGGUCACCUUUAUUGUAAAUUGUAAAACGUUAGAUAGUAGGUUUAUGCAUUAUUUCCUCGAAAAUAACAAUCAAAGCUUUCAUUCCUCAAAUAUUUGUUUUUUGUGAAGAAAAUGGCUAGUGUGGCUGUUGUAAAUAAGUUACUGAUCACAUAAUUUUGUGAUUUAUGAACAGUGCAGAAAGAGAUGUGACUGAAGCUUUGUGAGUCUUAAUUUAAUUAGCAAGCUUUAAGACACAACCACAUCAAACCAUACUAUCGAUAGUAGUAUGGAUUGCAACAAAUCUAUCAAAUAGUAUGGUUCCCAAUUCAUAAAAUUAGGUAAGAUUUUACAUAAAAGUAAGAGAAGUCUGCUUGUUAUUCAAAUGGAAUUGCUUAGUUUCUCACUGAUCCUCUUUCAGUUCUUAAUUUUACAUUUGUUGGCCAUCCCUGCACUUCUGUUGUGUUGUUUUAUAUUUUAACAUUAGGAAGAAUUUUUGAGAGGGAAAUACGUAUUUUGGAGCAGGGAGGGAGUGGCAGAAAUUCUUCUGUAAUUUUCAUUGUCCUUUCUUGCGACAUAUUCAAUAUGAAGCAGUCUGUUUCAUUGGGUUUGCUUUGUAUUUCAUAGUAGGGUAGCUCAGAUCUUUGUCCUAGGGCCUUAGGUGUCUUGUGUAGGUAAAUAUGUCCUUUGUAUGUUUCUUUAUAUUGUAAAGUUUCUUCAGACUGACAGAAAAAAAAAAAGAAGAAAAAAACCCAUGAAAAUUUACUUAUCAAAAAAAGAAAUGAUUGCAUCAAUAAUAAAUGUAAUUUAAUA
Messenger RNA from Myxocyprinus asiaticus (Chinese sucker), 5247 nucleotides. RefSeq names its product single-stranded DNA-binding protein 3. The transcript is spliced from 18 exons. Lineage: Eukaryota; Metazoa; Chordata; Actinopteri; Cypriniformes; Catostomidae. Gene Ontology annotation, molecular function: protein binding; single-stranded DNA binding. The record is from RefSeq and is a predicted model, not a curated record. Gene Ontology annotation, biological process: positive regulation of transcription by RNA polymerase II. Bases 127 to 1287 code for a protein of 386 amino acids. Gene Ontology annotation, cellular component: nucleus.